CGUGAUGCACCGCGGCGCUGGCGCAAGAUGGCGGCGGAGCGUCAGGGCGGCGGCGGCGGCCGCGGGGCCGGGGCGGAGGAGAACCGGGACGGCCGGGACGGCAAGGACAACAAGGAGAACGAGCGGCCCGCCGCGCCGCAGCCCGGCGGCCUCGGCGACAGCCUGGGCCUGGAGAUCCUGCAGAUCGUGAAGGAGUCACAGCAGCAGCACGGUUUGAGACAUGGGGACUUCCAGAGGUACAGGGGUUAUUGCUCCCGCAGGCUACGGAGGCUCCGAAAAACUCUCAACUUCAAGAUGGGCAACAGGCACAAGUUCACUGGGAAGAAAGUAACUGAGGAGAUUCUCUCAGACAACAGGUAUUUGCUGUUGAUCCUGAUGGAUGCAGAGAGGGCCUGGAGCUAUGCCAUGCAGCUGAAGCAGGAGGCCAACACGGAGCCCCGCAAACGCUUCCACCUGCUGUCGCGGCUGCGCAAAGCUGUGAAACACGCCGAGGAGCUGGAGAGGCUCUGUGAGAGCAACAGGGUGGAUGCCAAGACAAAGCUGGAAGCACAGGCAUACAUGGCUUACCUCACCGGGAUGCUUCGCUUCGAGCACCAGGAGUGGAAGGCAGCAAUGGAGGCUUUCAACAAAUGCAAGACCAUUUAUGAAAAACUGGCCAAUGCUUUCACAGAAGAACAAGCUGUGCUGUAUAACCAGCGUGUGGAAGAGAUCUCGCCCAACAUCCGCUACUGUGCCUAUAACAUUGGUGACCAAUCUGCCAUGAAUGAGUUGAUGCAGAUGAGACUGAGGUCUGGUGGCACUGAAGGUCUUCUUGCAGAAAAACUGGAGGCUCUGAUCACCCAGACUCGAGCAAAGCAGGCAGCCACGAUGAGUGAGGUGGAGUGGAGAGGGAGAACUGUUCCAGUGAAAAUAGACAAAGUGAGGAUCUUCCUGCUGGGCCUGGCUGACAACGAGGCAGCGAUCGCUCAGGCAGAAAAUGAGGAGACAAAGGAACGUUUGUUUGAGUCUUUACUCAGUGAGUGCAGAGAUGCCAUUCAGGCAGUCCGGGAAGAAUUGAAACCAGACCAGAAACAGCGAGAGCACUCUCUGGAAAAUGAUUCUGGGAAGGUGUCCAACAUCCAGUACUUACACAGUUACCUGACCUACAUCAAGCUCUCCACGGCCAUCAAGCGCAACGAGAGCAUGGCCAAGUCCCUGCAGAAGGCCCUGCUGCAGCAGCAGCGCUCGGACGAGGACGGCAAGCGCACGCCCCGGCCACAGGACCUCAUCCGCCUCUACGACAUCAUUCUGCAGAACCUUGUGGAACUGACGCAACUUCCUGGCCUAGAGGAGGACAAGAACUUCCAAAAAGAGAUUGGAUUGAAGACACUCGUGUACAAAGCUUACAGGUGUUUCUUCAUUGCCCAGUCCUAUGUCCUGGUAAAGAAGUGGAGUGAAGCUCUCGUGUUAUAUGAGAGGGUGCUGAAAUACGCCCGGGAAGUUCAGUCAGGAGCUGGAGCUCAUAGGAACAGCUUGAAGGAGCUGCCUGAUGUUCAGGAUCUGAUCACUCAAGUUAAUGCAGAGAAAUACUCCUUGCAAGCAGCAGCUAUAUUAGAUGCAAAUGAUCCUCAUGAGUCUGAGUCUCCAUCUCAGGUCAAGGAUGGCAAGCCACUCUCAGAACGGUUUGAGACUUUCUGCCUGGAUCCUUCUCUUGUCAGCAAGCAAGUCAACCUCGUGCACUUCCCACCGGGAUUCCAGCCCAUUCCAUGCAAACCCUUGUUCUUUGACCUGGCCCUUAAUCAUGUUGCUUUCCCACCUCUGGAGGACAAGGUGGAGCAGAAGGCCAAGAGUGGCCUCACAGGAUAUAUAAAGGGCAUUUUUGGAUUCAAAAGUUAACCAGGACCCCCAGAGAAACAGAGGUUUUAUUCUGUAUUGAAGGAAAAGCUCCAAGAGGUUCUAGGACACCAAUACCUGCACCUGAAACCAACAGAGGGAAGUUUUACCACCUUCUCUCCUGUGUCCUGUGUGUAUGUCUGUGCACUCACAUUCUCUCCCAGUGUAUUAAAGACAAGCAAUUAUUCAGAAACAAACACUAUAAAUAGCUGAAAAUAAUCUGGAGCACAGAGAAAUCCCAUUUUGGUUGGAGAAGUUCUGUGACCAGUGGCCUGUUCAAGGCCAGCACACAUCUACUUAGCAUGGACCAGGGCAUAGGUAUAAUUUGACUCUUUCCUCUGCCCCAUUAUUUGACACUGUAAUUUGGUAUUUUGGUCUAGAAAUUGGGGUGUGAUGGGGAAACAGAGGUAAAAGUACAGGACAACUAAACCAGCAAGAUGAGGCUCCCACAUGAUGGCUAUGGAACAGUAGCCAAGGGGGCUACUUCUCCUUCCCUUUUGAAUCCCAGAAGUCUCUGUAUUUUUUAAAAAUGUAACAGAACUGACAAAAUAGAGCCUCUUUCCUUAUCCAUAAGGAUGGCAGAUACGAAAUGUUAAUGGUUACCCCAGCUGUGGUGGGUGAAUUUGUACUCUGGGCCAAUAGCAUCCUUCUUUAUUCAUGCACACCUUUUGUUAAAUACCUGAAUACAGUAUAGAACCUAUUCCUUCAUGGAUUUUCCUGGGAAACUAGCUUCAUGGGUGGCUUUGGAAAUAGCUACUUGCUCUUCAUGGGAAGUUGGGUCUCUCAUUGUUCAUUUUGUCUCUGAUCUAAACCUUGCCUGAAAACAAGAUGAUCUUUUUCUGGAGUUCAUUUGUUGCUUUGUUCUUCAUCCUUGGUCAGUAGCUACACCUGAAAUGAGGGAUAAGGAACAGGAGACCAGGAGGUUUGUGAGUGAUAAAUCAUCUCUGUCGUGCCAGACAGCUUUUUUUAUAAAGCACCCAGGUGCCACGGUGACAGGCACUUUGAAAAUGCAGAUAAUUUCGUAAUUGUGGUGACUUAAACAGGAAAAAACCCCACAGCACAUGAGCAGAACUGUUCCUAAAUAAAGUAUUUGGAAGUUUCCACCA
Molecule: messenger RNA, 2978 nt
Organism: Pseudopipra pipra
Lineage: Eukaryota; Metazoa; Chordata; Aves; Passeriformes; Pipridae
Gene: SRP68
Product: signal recognition particle 68
Exons: 16
Coding region: 28-1875 (615 amino acids)
Biological process (GO): SRP-dependent cotranslational protein targeting to membrane
Cellular component (GO): signal recognition particle, endoplasmic reticulum targeting
Molecular function (GO): signal recognition particle binding; 7S RNA binding; endoplasmic reticulum signal sequence receptor activity
Source: RefSeq, a predicted model, not a curated record